Messenger RNA from Chlamydomonas reinhardtii, 5128 nucleotides. RefSeq lists its product as uncharacterized. The transcript is spliced from 10 exons. Gene Ontology annotation, cellular component: nucleus. Gene Ontology annotation, molecular function: DNA-binding transcription factor activity, RNA polymerase II-specific; RNA polymerase II cis-regulatory region sequence-specific DNA binding. Gene Ontology annotation, biological process: regulation of DNA-templated transcription. NCBI's taxonomy places the organism in Eukaryota, Viridiplantae, Chlorophyta, Chlorophyceae, Chlamydomonadales, Chlamydomonadaceae. Bases 682 to 3777 code for a protein of 1031 amino acids. The record is from RefSeq and is a predicted model, not a curated record.
CAUAGCCGGGGUCGGUUUGUACAGGCACCGCCCGCCAUAUGUGCCCAGUCGCGCCCAGCUAUCAAGCACUAGUGCAGCAGGCAGCAGGCCAACCAGACAGCAAGGAAAACACCCCUGCCGCUGCAGCCGACUGCCCGCUACGCCAUCCUCGUCAGCACAGGUCGCUAACCAGACAACACCGGCAGGUCUCAACCUGCGCGCCGGCGCCGCUUUGAAGGGAAAAACGCGGCAAGCCAACUGUUGCUCACAACCAAGACUCGGCUUUAGGCAUGGCUGCUCUAGUACACAUAUAAAUGAGAUAUAAAUAACAAUUGCCAUGACCUGGCUUCCUAGCACCAUACCGAUGCAGCGCACCCCAGCCUCGGAGUGAUUGAAGGAAACGACGUGCAGCAUCCUUCGCAAGCAUAUAUAUUUUUGCAGACCAGCCAUCUAUCCAUCGCUAAUGACUGGGAACGCCCACGCGAGGUCGGCGCGCGCGCUCUGAAAAACACCAAUACUCGAAUGGAGUCGUUGCGUGGCUUGGGCAAUGCCCUAAGCGAUGCGGGUAAAAAAGAGGUUAGGGACGACACCUCGGGGGCUUCCAGCUUUGUGGUGUUCGACCAGCAACGUCGCCCGAGCAUGGAUGUCCAAACUGCGCAAACCAAUGGGCAACCACGCCAGCAUGCAGCCCCUAGACGUAAUAUGAGCUAUGAUGCGUCAACCUUCAGCGCUCGUGAGCCCGGCCGAAAGCCGCCGUGGACGUUGGCUGAGGAAGCCUCACUGGCGAAGUGGCACAGCAUUUUGGGCAACCGAUGGGCUGCGAUAUCGAAGUACCUGCCGGGACGUUCGGAGAACGAUGUCAAGAACAUGUGGCACGUGAGCAACGGGGCCGGGAGUACUGUUCGCGCUAAGAGCUGCCGCCGAAGUAGUCUGCUGUUCAACUAUUGCCGGGCGGUCAAGGACUGCAGCGACGACGCCACGGCUCGCCGAGCUGCCUUCGAACGCACCCAGCAGCAAUGCGCCGGCUCGCCGAUACCCUCGCCUGGCGUCGGCGGCGGCGCGGGCGUCGGCGGCACCCUGGCAGCAGGAGGUGCAGGCGGUGGUGCUGGUGGUGCUGGGGGGCCGGUGCGCAUGCUGCCUACGAAGCGCAGCAGCGCCCCCGGUGCGCAGCAGCUGUUGGGCUUGUAUGCGGCUCAGUCGCCGUCCGGACUGCUGCGGGCCGGCCAGGCCCUACUGGAGCGGCCCUUCUCAGGCUCCGUAACCGACCAGCUCGAUUCGGGCAUCCUGGGCAGCGAGCCGCUGGACCCGGCGGGUGGGCACGACUCCAUGACGCACCUGGACUACAGCCCCGCAGCCGGAGGCGGCGCCAGCCGCCGCCCGCGCGCGGCCACCGCCACCGGCCUGGGCCUGAGCGGCACGUGUGAGACCACCCUGUACCACCACAACGACCACCGCGGCGGCGGCGGCCCUGGAGACGGAGGCCUGGGAGGGGUGCUCUCAAGCGGGACGCUUAGCGGGGGGGCCGGAGGACCCGGAGGAGGUGGGCUUGGCGAUGGCGGCGGUGGCGGCGGGCAGUCUCGCGAGGCCUUCCAGCUGCUGCACCACGGCUCCCGGCCCACGUCUUUCAACGGCGUGGCCAGCGGCAGUCACAGCCCACAGCAGCUGGGCUACAGCCGUAUGGGGCUGCAGCACCAGCAGCAGCAGCAGCAGCAGCAACAGCAGCAGCAACUGCAGCAAGCAGCGGCGGUGGGCCACGGCGGCAUUGUCGGCCUGGACCGCGCUGCGUCCAUGCCGCACCGCACAUCUCUGCCUGGCAGUACAGGGCUGCUUGGCGUGCCGGACUACGGCCGUCGCGUUGACGGUGCCGCGUACGACGCCGGUCCCAACAGCGGCGGCUCGGCGGCACUCGGCGGUUAUGCCGGCUCGCAGUCCGGCUACGCAGCUUCGCAGUACGGCCAGCACCCGUCACAGCAGCAACAGCAGCUGCUGCAGAUGCAAGCAGCGCAGCAGCAGCAGCAGCAGCAACUGUAUGCUUCUAACCAGAUGCAGCUGCAGCAACAGGGCGGGAGGUAUGACAGUGGCGGCAGCGCGCACGGCGGCCCCUCGCGACUGACACACAUGGUGCUGAAUGCCGGCGAUGGCUCGCAGCAUGGCGGCCUGGGCCCUCGCUCCUCUCAGGACCUCUCGCCGCACCACAACCAGCAGCAGCACCAGGCCUACCACUACCAGCAACAGCAGCAGCAGCAGCUGACAUACGCGCAGCAGCAGCAGCAGGGGCAGCAGCAACAACCACAUUUUGAGUUUCACCAGCACCACCAGGUGCCGCCGCAACACCAGUACGGCGGUGGGUACAUUCCGGCGCCGCAGCACACACAGCAGCAGCAGUCGUACGGCAUGCACCCGCAGCACCCGCAGCAGCAGCAGCAGCAGCAGCAGCAGCACCGCACCUCCAUUAACGGUGGCAUGAGCCUGAUGUCCAUAGACACCGACACGCGGACCGGUCCUGAUGGCCCACAUUACCGGACGAACGUGAACGCCGGGGGCGGCGCGCCGGUGGGCCCUGAUGCCGCUGCCUAUGCUGAGGCCCAGUACCAGCAGCAGCUGCUGCAGCAGCAGCAGUACUACCAGCAGCAGCAGCAGUACCCUCCGUACCAGCAGCAGCCCCAGCGGCCAUCGUCUGGUACUGUGAGCGCGGCCGGCCUGAUGUCGAGCGGUGGUGGUGGUGGUGGUGGUGGUGCUGGCGUCGGUGGCUUUGGCGGUGGUAAUGGCGGCGGUUACGACGGUCGCCCUGGGCACAGCGACAACGGGUAUGGUGAUGCAGGGAGCCCCCAUGGUGGCCCGGACUCGCGCAUUACGACUGGCGGCGGCGUGGGCUCUGACGGCGCCCCGGGGCCCCAGUACGGAGCCAGCGCGCGUCAGUCCCGCCCCUCCUCCGGUCCCAGGCAGGAGGCGGUGGUCGGCGACGAUGGCGGUGGCCCCGACGGGGCUGACGCCGUGCACACGGAGCAGCAGCAGCAGCAGCAGGCCCGAGCGAUGGCCAUAAUGGCCAUUGCGGCGGCCAGCGGCAGCCAGCGCGGCAGCCAGCGCGGCCGCGCCAUGAGCGGCACCAGCAACGCCUUUGAUGAGCUGGAUGCCCUCCUGGAGCAGAUCGACGUGAUGGAGGACAAUGAGGCGCUGACGCUCAACUACCUGGCCGUUGCCGGCGGCUCCAACCGCGGCGCCGCCGCGGCCCAGCAUGCAGCUGCCGCCGCCGGCAGCGCAGGCGGCAUGGAUGGCGGUCAUUUUGACCUGCAGCCGCAGCCCCGCUACCAGCAGCAACAGCAGCAGCAGGAGCCGCAGCAACAGUACCUAUUCUCAGGGCUCGCGCCGCCCGCGCAGCAGCAGCACGAGCACCUGCAGGACGGGCCCAGCAGCGGCGCAGCCGGACACGUGCCCGGCACCGGCAUGCUCUUUGGUGGCGGCGCCGGUGCCGGCGGUCCUGGCGGCCCUGGCGGCCCUGGCGGCUGCGGCCUGCUAGGCAGCGCCACCUUCAGCGCGUUGCUCAUGAAUGUCGACGGCGGCGCAGCGGGCGCUGGCGGCAGAGGCAACAUGGCUCCUGCAGGGCCGCCGCCGGCCAUCGCUGGCGGGCCGCCGGGCGGCCAGCGCACUGGCAGCAUGACAUCUCAACGCCACCACGCAUCCAUGGACGUUGUGACGAUGGGCCUGGGGGAUGAGGACAUUGCAGGAAUGAUGGCGGCACUGGCAGGCAGCCGUGGCCAGGGCGGCCAGGGGCCGGCGGGCGGCGUGGGUGGGCGCUAGGGGGCUGCGCAAUGCAGUGAUUGGACUCCUCGUGUGAUGAAAGGGCAAAUGGCGUUUGGGGCAUACGCGUAUGUGUGAGGGGGGGCUUGCAAAGAUGGUUGGAACAGCGACACAGGAUACGGGGCGGGUGAGUACCUCAAUGGCGUGUGAAUGGAAGCCGCAGCAAGCCGGGGUAUAAGAAGUCGCCGGGCCGACCGAAGGCCACCGCCAUUCCUUGAAAGGGGUAGUCAAUGCCAGCGGGGACAAGGGGUUAUGUACCCAGCCGGGGGGGCAGCCCAUGGGGCGAUACUGGCGUGACGCAGAGCACGAGACCUACGUUUGCUGCCGGCAUUGUAUGUCAGGCUUUGGCAACGUCAGUGCAUGGUCAGUGGUACCGUGGAGGCUGUCGGAACGUAUGUGGAUGUGUAAGGGGGCACGGUUACAGCGGCUUAGAAGUGUCCAUGCUCUUGAGUACGCAGAUCAACACAUGAUAGCAUUAUUGCCGUACCUGUGGACACAGUACUGAAGGUCUCCGUCGUCGCGUGGGUCCUGUGUUCCACGCAUCCAAGGUUUGCAGGUUUGCGCGUAGUUGCACCAUGUGUCAAAAGUCAGAAUGGUCGACGGACCUCGCCGCAAACCAUGUUGCUGUGUAUGGGUGGGUGGUGACAGCACGGACCAAGCUGCGUCUGGGCAGGGUGGAGGAAUUGAGUGGUAACAUGCAGAAGUGGACCAGGUUGUCAGCCGUUUGAGUCUUCGUUCAUGAGAAUUGGAAGGAUGGCAGGCUGGCAGCUUGAGCACUUACAGGGACACAGACCUGUGCAGACCUUUCUCGGUGUGUAUGUGUGCGUACACAAUUGGAGUCAUCCUGGCUGCGCAGAUUGCCUGCGCCGCACACCCAUUAUGACCCAGCCCAUAGCUGCUGCUCCGGCAUGUACACGCAGGGCAGUUAAGGAAUUCAAACCUGAGUGCCUAAACAUUACAGGGCGGGGAGGUGUUCAUAAUGCUGCUUUGUCCCUUCGGCGAGGGAGCUUAAAUUGCCACGGCCUCGCAUCCGGAUUUAGAGUUCGCAUUCAUGCCGCUAGGCGCGCGGGGGUGUACGCAAUGGUAUCAACAGGGAUGGGUUGCUAGAGUAGGCAUGGACGGUAGGUUCCCAUUUCAGUGGACAUUGGGAUUUGGAUUCGAAUGAUGAAUGGGAAAUGGGGGAUUUGGCAUCUCCUAUCGCAAUGGCGACCAUGGGCACGGCCACCUUGGUGGUCAUUGGACUUGGCCAUUGGAAUUGGCAUAGGUUACAACCAUCGGGUCGAUGUUUGGCAGACAUGCAAAGCAGCAGGCCCAUCGCUACAUUGAUUUGGAGUUGUAAGGUUGCACCCGG